Molecule: messenger RNA, 3703 nt
Organism: Hyposmocoma kahamanoa
Lineage: Eukaryota; Metazoa; Arthropoda; Insecta; Lepidoptera; Cosmopterigidae
Product: elongation factor-like GTPase 1
Exons: 11
Coding region: 87-3296 (1069 amino acids)
Biological process (GO): cytosolic ribosome assembly
Cellular component (GO): ribonucleoprotein complex; cytosol
Molecular function (GO): GTPase activity; ribosome binding; GTP binding
Source: RefSeq, a predicted model, not a curated record
CGUUUAUCAGCAUUUUGAAAUUGCUCAUACUUUAUUUUUGACCAUACGUUAACUUUGUGGUGCAAGUGUGUGUUAAAUUCUCAGCAAUGCGGCUUGUAGACUCCUCAAAACUUUUGGAACUUCAAAACAAACCAUCUAAUAUUCGAAAUAUUUGUAUUGUGGCGCACGUGGACCAUGGGAAAACCACGCUGGCGGACUCCUUGAUAUCCAGUAACGGUAUUAUAUCCCAGAGGAUGUCAGGAAAGCUGCGUUACAUGGACAGUAGACCCGACGAACAGGAACGAGGUAUUACUAUGAAAAGCAGUAGUAUUGCUUUGUAUCAUGCAUUGGAGAACGAAGAAUACCUUGUGAACCUCAUAGAUUCUCCAGGGCAUAUUGAUUUCUCAAGCGAAGUAUCCACUGCCGUCAGAUUGUGCGAUGGAGCUAUUGUUGUUGUGGAUGUUGUAGAAGGUGUAUGCCCUCAAACCCGAUUGGCUCUCAAACAAGCUUAUUCUGAGAAUAUCCAAGCUGUUUUAGUAUUGAACAAGAUUGACCGCCUCAUAUUAGAAAUGCAGCUUACUCCGCUUGAUGCCUAUGUACAUUUAACACAAGUUAUGGAACAAGUUAAUGCUGUUAUGGGAGAGCUGUUUGCUACAAAAGUUUUUGAGAAUGAGACGAAGACUAUUGAAAAACAGCAGCUAGCCCAAGACCCAAAAGAAGACAACAAUUUUUAUGAUUGGACAUCAGCUUUGGAGGAUGCUGAUGAUUCCAAUUUAUAUUUUUCACCUGAGCACGGGAAUGUUGUAUUUGCUAGCGCUAUAGAUGGUUGGGGUCUCACUGUACACACUUUUGCAAAACUGUUCUCUGAUAAACUUGGAGUGAAAGAAGAAAUACUUAACAGAGUUUUAUGGGGCGACUUCUACCUAAAUUCAAAAACAAAACGUUUUAUGAGAGGUGCACAAGAAAAAGCCAAAAAACCACUUUUUGUGCAAGUCAUUCUUGACAACUUAUGGAAUGUAUAUGAAACAAUUGUAUUGAGAAAUGAAAAGGAAAAAGUUCCUGUUAUCUGUGAAAAGCUUGGAAUCAAGCUUACUACUAGAGAUCUUCGACACACAGAUAGCAGAAUUCAACUACAAUCUAUGAUGAUGCAAUGGCUACCUCUAUCCCAAACAGUAUUGAACAUGGUUUGCAAAAAGCUGCCUUCACCAAAAGAAAUUCAACCUGAAAAAGUUGAAAAACUAAUGUGUUCCAAAAUAAAAGAUUUUGAAUCUUUACAUCCUGAAACAUUAAAACUUAAAGAAGACUUCCUUGCCUGUGAUAGUAGCAAUGAUAGACCUUUGAUUAUUUUUAUAUCCAAGAUGUUUAGUGUUGAUAAAAGUGCGUUACCUGAGAACAAACCGAAAGCGUUGACCACUGAGGAAAUGGCUCGUCGAAGACAACGAGCUCGGCAACUGCGAGAAGUACAAAAGCAAACUAAUGAUAAUUCUGAACCUACAUCUGUACAUAAAGAAACACAAGAAAAUGUUAAUAAUGGUACAGAGAAAAAUGCUGAGGAUGAACAAGAAAAACAAGAUAAAGAACAACUAGCCUUUAUUGCUUUUGCAAGAGUGUUUAGUGGCAAAGUGAGGAAAGGUGACAAAGUUUAUGUGUUGGGUCCAAAACAUGAUCCGUCCAAAAUACUUAAUAUUAAAGACUUUGUAGUUAAUCCUGAUAAGAAACUGAAGGAUUUGCAAAGUGAUGAGCAUAUCACAUGUACAGAGAUCAAGUCACUUUACAUUUUAAUGGGCAGAGAAUUAGAAGACAUCGAUGAAGCAGUUGCUGGUAGUAUAAUUGGCAUCGGUGGUCUCGAGGACCACGUACUUAAAACGGCAACUCUAAGCAGUACAAUAGCCUGUCCUGCCUUCAGCGAGAUACAGCACACUGCUGUGCCUAUAUUAAGAGUAGCUAUUGAACCUACUUAUCCAUCGCAGAUGUCACAGCUGGUGAAAGGUUUAAAACUUCUGAAUCAAUCAGAUUCGUGUGUCCAAGUGUUGUUACAAGAAACUGGAGAGCAUGUGCUCGUCACUGCUGGUGAAGUCCAUCUGGAAAGAUGCCUUGAAGACUUGAAAAACCGUUACGCAAAAAUUCCAUUAACAGUAUCAGAACCCAUUGUACCAUUCCGUGAAACAAUAGUCGAACCACCCAAACUCGACAUGACGAAUGAAGAAAUAGCCUCGCAGAACAUCGAUGUUAUAUCAAAUAAGGAGGAAGAUCCUGUUAUAACAAUAUAUACUAACAAUAAACAAAGUAGAAUAAAAAUUAGAGCUAAACCUUUACCUAGUGAAAUCACAGCUCUAUUAGACGAAUCUACAGAUUUACUCAAAGCCAUAUCGCAAUAUAUAAAAACACUGCACGGUUUAACAAAGAAUGAUAAAUUAGAAAAUAAACUCGAAAAGCUGACUAUAAAUGGAAGGUUUCAGUUAUCGGAUCGUAUGUUGAAAUUAAUACAAACAUUUAAAGAUGAAUUGCAGAGCGUGUGUGAAAAAUUAAGCCCCGAAUGGAAGGAUAUUGUCAAUCAAAUAUGGUCUGUAGGACCUAGGAAUUGUGGUCCUAAUUUAUUGUUAAAUCAAACUACGGAUUAUUAUACUAAAUAUUUGCACCAUGAGAAAGAGAUAAUGGAAGAUCCAAGGUUUGAAUACGAAGGAAGUUUUGUAAAUGGUUUUCAAUUGGCUACCUUGGCUGGACCACUUUGCGAGGAGCCUAUGAUGGGUGUGGCAUUCUGUGUUGAGGAAUGGACACUGGAUAAGUGCGAGGGAGACGAGGUGGGCCAUACUUUUGGACCGUUGUCAGGUCAAAUAAUGUCAGCAGUCAAGGAAGGAUGCAGGAAAGCGUUCCAGGUUCAGCCUCAGCGGUUGAUGGCCGCCAUGUACUCCUGCGACAUUGUCGUCGACCAAAAAGUAUUAGGUAAACUAUACGCUUCACUGGGCCGACGCGGUGGCCGCGUCGUAGCGAGCGAUCUGCAGAGCGGCUCGGCAUCAUUCAGAGUCCGAGCGCUCCUCCCCGUAGCAGAGAGCUUCAAGUUCGCUUUGGAACUGCGUACACACACGUCCGGAUUGGCCGCCCCCCAACUCAUGUUCAGCCAUUGGGAGGUAAUAGAUAUCGAUCCAUUCUGGAGGCCUCGUACCGAGGAAGAACUUCUUCACUGGGGAGAGAAAUGGGACGGAGUGAACCGCGCUAAAGCAUACAUGGACUCGGUGCGCGCGCGCAAGGGCCUCGCCACUGAUAAACAACUCGUGCAACACGCUGAGAAGCAGAGAACGCUUUCUAAGAACAAGUAGAAUUUGAAUAAUCAUCACCGGAGAAACUCCACUGCUGAACAUAGGGCUCCCAAAAGAUUCUUAAAAUAAAGCCUGUAUACACUGCGUUCAAUUCGCGUUUGAUUAUCAACUCAGAGAACUAUGUGGCUUGGCUGUGUUCAUUCUUGGUAUAAAACAUCUACUGUUUACUGUAUUUAUGAAAUACAUAAUAUUUCAUAGUAUAAUAUCGACUCAAAAAAUAUAUAAAAUCAUUUUUAUAUUGAUUGCUUUUCCAAUAAAAGUCGAUGAGAACGUGACCUGUCCUAAUAAGUGGUUGUUUACGGGAAGGCUGACAGUUUACAUUACCCAUAUUACGUAAUUUUAAAGGAAUUUUGUUUUCUAUACGUUAAUGUUGAAAUCAGUACUAACGCCUCCAUUUUUCGGUCCAA